CUCACUCCAUGUGUCUGUCUGGCCCGCCUGUGCAUCUGCGCCCAGGCGCUCCCAGCGAGCCGGGGGUCCCUCCCUCCCUCCCUCCACCGGGUGCCGAGCGCGGAUUGCUCCCUGCUGUUCCCGUGUCACCCCCGCGCCCGUCCCCGAGGAGGCGCCUUGAUUGAUGGUGGCUUUGGACCCGCUUCCCCGGCCGCCUGUCCUUGACGUCUAGGAUGGAAGAAGCGGAGCUGGUGAAGGGAAGACUCCAGGCCAUCACGGAUAAAAGAAAAAUACAGGAAGAAAUCUCACAGAAGCGUCUGAAAAUAGAAGAAGAAAAACUAAAGCACCAGCAUUUGAAGAAAAAGGCCUUGAGGGAGAAAUGGCUUCUGGAUGGAAUCAGCAGUGGAAAAGAACAGGAAGAGAUGAAGAAGCAGAACCAGCAGGACCAGCGCCAGAUCCAGGUCCUAGAACAGAGCAUCCUCAGAGAAAUUAAGGAAUUCACACAACUAGAAAGUGGCAGGUCGGGGGCUGGCCGAUUUGACUACCUCACACUACCUGGAAAAUGA
Molecule: messenger RNA, 545 nt
Organism: Carlito syrichta (Philippine tarsier)
Lineage: Eukaryota; Metazoa; Chordata; Mammalia; Primates; Tarsiidae
Product: palmdelphin-like
Exons: 4
Coding region: 213-545 (110 amino acids)
Biological process (GO): regulation of cell shape
Cellular component (GO): cytoplasm; membrane
Source: RefSeq, a predicted model, not a curated record